Molecule: messenger RNA, 1179 nt
Organism: Spodoptera littoralis (African cotton leafworm)
Lineage: Eukaryota; Metazoa; Arthropoda; Insecta; Lepidoptera; Noctuidae
Source: the annotation of a GenBank genome assembly
AUGGGUGUUUUAGUGAAAAAUGCGACGCAAUCAGUCAGCAUUUCUCUGACUGCUUUGCAGAUUGUGGGGUUCUGGGCCCCCGAGGAUCUCACAGAAAUUCAAAGAUGUCUGUACAGAUGGUUCGGAGUAUUCUCUUUCAUGUUUAUGUUAGGCACCUAUAUAUUCAUCCAAGUAGUGGACCUCUUCAUGAUAUGGGGCGACAUUCCUCUAAUGACGGGCACUGCCUUCCUCCUGUUCACGAACAUGGCUCAAGCAACUAAGAUCGUGAACAUCAUGGUAAGGAAGCGGAGGAUCCAGAACAUUGUCAACGAUUCUGAUAAGGUUUUAUCUCAAGUUCAGACUUUUGAGGAACAGGAGAUUGUUAAGAGUUGUAAUAGGGAGAUGAUAGUGCUUCAAGUUGUGUACUUUUCCUUGACUCUGAUAACAGGCCUCGGCUGGGCUACUAGUGCUGAAAAAUAUCAACUACCUUUGAGAGCCUGGUACCCAUACGACACGACUAAGUCUCCAGCCUACGAGUUGACAUACGUGCACCAGGUAGGUGCGCUCCUCAUCGCAGCCUUCCUGAACGUGGGGAAGGACACGCUGGUGGCAGCCCUGACUGCUCAGUGUCGCUGCCGGUUGAGGCUACUGGGACAUUCCCUGAGGACUUUGGAUAAGGGGCUGGACACUGAGGAUAAGUUCAUGCUAACUUCUGACCAAGAGAAGACAGUCAGUAGUCGUCUAAGGGCAUGCGUGGUACAGCACCAGGAGACCUUACAAGCUGCUAAGGAGUUGCAGGAGUGUUUCUCUGAACCCACCUUUGCACAGUUGACUGUGUCGCUGAUCAUCAUCUGUGUUACAGCUUUCCAGUUGUCGAUGGCACAACCGGAUAACAUGGUGCGUCUGCUGUCGAUGGGCACCUACCUCCUGAAUAUGACUUUCCAGGUGUUCAUUUACUGCUACCAGGGAAACCAGCUCUCAGAAGAAAGUUUUGAGAUAGCGGGUGCUGCGUACGAGUGUCUGUGGUACAAGUUCUCCCUGCGCCUGCGCCGUGCAUUGCUGAUAGUUAUGGUGCGCACACGCCGAGCUCUACGACUCACUGCUGGAGGAUUCACUACACUUUCACUUGCUUCUUUCAUGGCAAUCAUCAAAGCUUCGUAUUCAUUAUUCACUCUGCUACAACAAGUUAAUGAGGAGUAA